UUUGAGGGCGCGAGACGUGGAUAUUUUACAUGUGAAGUGAAUGGCGAAUGCGUGCUAGCUUACAGUAGAUACUAGGCCUAGACCUAUCAUUGAAUACAAGCUAAAAAUACAAUAAUGGGAAGACAAAAAAAGAUAAAGGCAGUGGAUCCGUUUGCGUCCACCACUCGAAAGGAAAGUUUAAAUCAGGAUUCUAAAAAAUGGAACAAUCCACCAAAAGUUAGAGAUCAGAAAGCUUCGAAACUGCAUCUGAUUAUGGUGCAGUCAAUGGAAAACAUGAAGAAACCAAAGAAAAAGAAAGGUCCUGAUACGACUAAAGCUGAGACUAGCCUGCAGAAAAAAUUGAAGAAACGACCUGGAGAGAGUAAUCAUAGAUAUAUGAUGAGGUUGAAUUCAGAAGCUUGCACUCUGCUCAGCGCCACUAGGAUGCAGGAGCGAAUCAAAGGCAACUCCGAGUUCCUACCACCAAAGAAAGGGAUGAGUGACAGAAAACGAGAGAGACUGAAUAAGAAAAGAGAAAGAAUGAAAAAAAAGAAGGUGGAUCAUGAUAUGGUUAUGAAAGAAAAACAAUUUUUUACUGAUCAUGUAAAAUUUGGUGAAGUAACAUCUAGGCCUCCAGAGAUUUUGGCAAAACCAAGAAAUAGUCAAGUAGCUGAUGGCAAACCUGGAAGAAGAAACCUACUGUUAAAGAAUAUAUUAACAACUGAUAAAGUGAGCAACUCAAGCCGUAAUUUAACGAAAUCAAGUUCAGUAAACGCACCACGAUUAUCAGAAUCUAAACGGAUUAUUCAACAAACCAAAAAGAGGAAAAAUAUGUCAGAAGCAGAAAAGAGACAGUUUGACGGAGCGCAGACAGAAGCGAUUAUGGCUUACAGAAAAAUGAAGUCAGAACAAGCUAAGAACUCAAAAGAAAAAGUAAAUAAACCAGCCAAGGACAUGAGUAUAUUCUAGCACUAUGAUGGACAUCAUUCAACUUUUUUUAAAAUAAACACUGGAAUCUUGCAUGGCACCGGUAUCCACUGCCGUCCUGAAGAUGAACAAAAAAAUAUAAAAUAUAGAAUCAAACUGGCUUCCUUAAACUUCUUUAGAGUUGGUUUCAUAUUAAGAAUUGUACAUUAUGUACAAGAGAGUAAGGAGGAGUAAAACAAGUUGAUGGGAUUGUUAUUACACCCCAGGGACCCAGAAAGAGAACAAGAGUUUGAAAGGGGGUUACUCAGUAUUUUAUGUACAAGCUUGUUUAAAUGAAACACUACAACUGCAUGGCAUAAGAUAUACAUAUAGGGAUUGUGCAAACUGCAAAGCGUAGAAUAAACGUACAUUAUUUAAAAUACACAGAGA
This is a messenger RNA of Anneissia japonica, 1335 nucleotides long. Its product is annotated as coiled-coil domain-containing protein 137-like. The transcript is spliced from 6 exons. The record is from RefSeq and is a predicted model, not a curated record. NCBI's taxonomy places the organism in Eukaryota, Metazoa, Echinodermata, Crinoidea, Comatulida, Comatulidae. The coding region runs from base 115 to 948 and encodes 277 amino acids.